Molecule: messenger RNA, 7865 nt
Organism: Gigantopelta aegis
Lineage: Eukaryota; Metazoa; Mollusca; Gastropoda; Neomphalida; Peltospiridae
Product: S phase cyclin A-associated protein in the endoplasmic reticulum-like
Exons: 29
Coding region: 498-4841 (1447 amino acids)
Source: RefSeq, a predicted model, not a curated record
CCCCCCCCAAAAAAAAAAACCCCACAAAAAACAACAACAACAAAAACAAUAGGCUCAGAAAUAAAUAACUUUUAGUAAUUCCAAAGUAUGAAAACAGGCUUUCUCUGUGGGAAGGACUUUCUUUUGCAUUAAUGAGGUUACGUGAUGAUAGAUUGAGGCGAUAUUGCAGCUUUAAAAAAAAUAAAAAAAAAUAAAAAAGAAGUCUCCAAGUAAUUAUUUAACAUAAAAUAAAAUUAUAGAUAAGAAUCAAUAUUUUAUAUAUGAUUUAUUUAGAUUAUUAAUUUUACUGUGAAUUGUUUUUGUUACCUGUAAAUACUGCAUUUGCUGCGAAACUACAUUUUACAGGUUCGCAGACAUUUGAUGUUGUCUGCAUCUGCAACGAUAAAAAAAGAAAAUGUUGACCUCGUUGAGUGAUAUCAUAUUUAUUUGUGGUUUGUCUGAGUAACGACCAUACUCUAGAGAGCAUUAUCUGGCAAGCAUUUACGGUACACACUACCAUGAGUGAUAGUAGAAGGAAAAGGCAUGGUCCAGGUCCCAAAACUCGGUCUGAUAACGCGGAAAACUUUUACCGAAUUCCAUUGAAUGGUGCGAAUCGUGCGAAAGGUAGCCAUUCCAGUACUUAUAAUCAGAAAAUGAACAUAGUUGACAGUGUCAGGAAAAUAGUACAAGAAGAAGGGCGAACAGCAAGAAAUCUUGUAAAGUACAGCGUUCCACUUGAAACUCGACAAGAAAGAACAGGACGACCAGCAACAAGGCGUGCCCGCAAGAGUCGACCAAACUCUAUUUCAUCAGAUAGUUAUGCCCAAGGAAAGCGGUCGCCCAUUGACGCCAAAUUAGCUCCGAAAUCCCCGAAGUCCGAUGUGAAAAAGCCUGACUCGAGAGCUCGGUACUGGAAGUUUCUGUUUGACAACUUACAGAGAGCAGUUGACGCCAUUUAUGAAACAUGUGAAAAUGAUGAGAGUGAAGUGGAAUGCAAGGAGGUGAUAAUGAUGUUGGAGCAGAGUACGAAGGAUUUCCGGUCCCUGAUUGAACGCCUUAAUUUACUCAAGGCUUAUGAAGAUGCAGCAAAGGAUGGUGAGAGACCUGUAUCGAUAGCCUGGGAAGUGAGGAAGAUGUCUCCUGGAAAGAACGCCUCAACCCCUGGUUCUGGACAUGGCCGGUGCUCCCCAAGUCCAGCCCAGCGAGCUCUUUCCUUCAACACAAUGACACAGAGUUCUGCCAAAUCACCUCAAGUAGGCAGCUGGGCAGACAAGGUGCGUGGCGUUCCUACCCUCCGGCCACCCCCACAGCCAGUUCAACAUCUUCAGACACUGUCUGAUGAAGGUGAAGAUGAUGAUGGGUGGGAGACCGUGCACCGAGGUGGGCGCAUGCGAUCACGGAACCCCUCGUCACAGAAGUCUCUGGAAAACCUUUCUAAAUGUAACGAGGGUCAGAAGAAGAAUCUCCAGAGAUCGAAAUCUGUCCCCGAUGCCACAGAUGACAGUGCGAUGUCUGUGCAAAACACUGCAACUAAGUCUGUGUCAGAGAAGUUCAUAAACAUGACUGAUAGUCUGAAGGAGUGGACAGGAAGUAAGGAGAGUGAGAAAAAAAACAUUUCUGAGAACGGCAGUAAGAUUGGUGACGGACAUCUUGUAAACCAUUCUCCUUGUAAGCCGGACACAGAUAAACUAGCAUGCAGUAAGCCGGACAAGGAUAAACUAGCAUGCAGUAAGCUGGACAAGGAUAAACUAGCAAGCAGUAAGCCAGACAAAGAUAAACUAGCAAGCAGUAAGCCGGACAAGGAUAAACUAGCAAGCAGUAAGCCAGAGAAGAAUAAACUAGUGGCAGAGACCAUUACGGACAAGUGUGUAGAAAAGUCGUUUAGUUCCGAUGAGGGGCAUGAGGAUAGUGCUCUUGUUGACAAUGAACUGGCAUCAAUGUUGGAUGAAGAAGAUAGUUUGUCAUAUCAACUUGAACAAGAACAGGAACGAGCCAUUCAGUCGGCUAUUAAAGUGGAAGAGUCUUACCUCAAAGAGAUGGCUAAGGAAGAAAGCCUGGAGAUUGACAUAGAACCUGACGGUGAUGACAGUGAACUGGCAAAUACUACCAGCUCGUUGGAGACGUCUGAUAAUCAGGUUCUUGAUUGGGAUACUCUGGUGGCUCAGUAUGAUGAGAAGGACAGUGCUAAAAAGUCUUGGGGAGAACAAGUGGAAGAAGCAGAGGCACGUACUCCUGGCCAUGGCUUUCACAUGCAUGAGAAACUCUCGUCUCCAUCGAGAAAGAGAUCACCAACAGAAUCACGGAGACGACAUGAAGAGAAGCAGGCCAAGGCUCAGGAAUUGAGAAAGAAGUUCUUACAGGACAAGGCAGACCGUCUAAAAGAACUUUCUAAAAAGGUUGAGGAGGUACAGCAGUGGAAGGAAGAGCUGAUGCGUCAGCGAUGGGCGACGAUUGAACGCAAACUGCAUCGCGCUGAGGAGAAACGUCAAAGUCAGCUGAAGAUUAAGUCAAAGAAAGCUCAUGAAGAAGAGGCAAAGGCUAAUGAAAUUGCAUUCAUCAACACACUGGAGGCACAGAACAAAAGACAUGAUAUUUUGUCCAAACAGAAGGAAUCUGAAGCCAGACUUCAGGAUCUGAUGGAGGAGAGACAGAAAAGGACGGAGGAAAAACAAGCUAAAGAAGCCGCGGUGGAAGAACGUCGGAAAGCUCUGGAAGCAGAACGCAAAGCCCGCCUCGAGGAGAUGCAGGAGAAGAGAAAACAGCGACACGCUCGCAUUGAGCAGCAGCAGCUAGAGAAAGAGAAGGAGAGAACGGAAAUCUUGAAGACAAAAGAGAAAGAGAGGCAGGAGAGACUGGCCACACUGAAUGCUCAACAGCAGACUCACAUACAGGAGCUGCAGAAGAAAAUACAGCAAAAGCAAGAUGAAAGCUCCCAGCGCCAUGAGGAAAUUCUUCAGCAGAUCCGCGAGAAGGCGUUUGAAAUGACCAUUUUACGUCAUUCUACUGAAGAUCACAAUGACGCACCCCAGCUCACUCCGUAUGAUGUUCAGAAGUUGUGCACAGUCUGCAACUAUUUGAUUCCCUCGGAAGUGUAUUUGCUCAGUCAUCUGAGAGGCAAGAAACAUCAGCAAGGCUUGAAAGAUAACAAUUCAGGAAAAACCAUGUCCAAUCAGGAAAUAGAAAUGUUCAACCUGAGUCACAUUGUGAAUGCCCCUGAUAACAGCAAUCAUCCUAAAAUAGUGACAGUUAAAGAACGACAGAAGGCUCUCAAGAAACGAUGGAAGAAACUCAGACAGAGAAUGACAUCAAGGGGUUUGGAGUAUGAAGGAUCACUGGCUAAUAAACAACAGACAACGGAAUCAGACCACAAAGCCAAGCUGCAAAAAAUUGUGAAAGACUUGAGUAAAUACUUACAGAGUCAGGACACAGGACCUUGGCCGCAAAACAGAGUGUCGGCCCUUGAUCGAGCGGUUGUUGAACUCUCCAGAAUUUUGGAGAAAAAGGUUGCUAGCGAUCAAGUAAGUUUCCGAAUUCUUGGUGGUUUGACCAGUUUAAGCCGGAUUCUUCAAGUGAUUGAUGACUCCACUUGCACUCUGCCUCCUGUGAUACCUGUGAAAUCCCUGUGCCAUGUGUGUGAUGUUUACCGCUUGGCAUGUAAGAUAAACUUUGAGAACUGUCACUACAUGCUGUUCAGCAACAAACUAGGACAAGUGGCAGAUCACCUUAUACAUCAGCUGGUGUUGCUGAUCCCCGAGGUGACCCCGAAGGACCGCGAGAUGAAGAUGUCACACGACCCACUAGCCGCCAGCCUGAUGCAGGUGAUCACGUGUGUGUUGACGUGCCUUGCCAAGAACAACCCCACCCUACACUCAAGCGAGGCCUCCAUGGAGCGCAUGAGCAGCAGUGGGGACGCGUUCGCUAGUCGUGCUAACGACUUCAUCAGCUACAUCAUCUGUAUUGGUAUAAUUGAUAAACUGCAGCACUACUUCAACAACGUCCGUGGUCCCAUCGACACUGACAAAAAUGUAGCAGAGUUCCUGCAACACAGUCUUGGUCUGUUGGUUUCCAUGACAAAGUUCAUGUCGAAAAGAAAUGCAAACAUGUUUGACAACAAGAAGGAUCACGACUCGACUCAGCUCAUCCAGACGUUUGAGGUGACCGAGUUGGUGGGAAUCGUGUCCUUGCUGUAUGGGAUGUUGCUGCAUUCCGGGGCUCCGAGUCGUGGGGACGUCGUGCCACCCGAGCUGUCCCAGCACAGUUUGUCGGUGACACUGGCCGGACUGCGCAUGCUCAACAACAUGGCCAUGUUGGACCUCGGCAUGCUUCAGAGAAGUCUGGGAGAGGAGGGUCUGUCCCUGGAGUUCCGACACAUCGCCAGCUACCUCAUCUGGUACUGUUCCCAUCACAUGGCCAUGGAAGAACUCCUACACGAAGUCAUCCUCUGUGUUGGCUACUUCACCAUACUAAACCCUGACAACCAGAUGAUAAUUCAGUCCGGACAGCCCCCGACCGUCUUACAACAGUUGUGUGCCCUGCCGUUCCAGUACUUCAGCGACCCACGUCUCACCAACGUCCUGUUCCCCACGCUCGUCUCAUGCUGCUACAACAAUCACCUAAAUCGGGAGAUCCUCGAACAAGAACUUAGCUGUGCUUUGUUGGCCAAUUUUAUAGAGGAGAAGCAACUGGAAGCCCAGCAGGCCAAGUCUACUCCAUCAUCAGCGAAGAAAACAAGGCCUCAAGAAAAAGAAUUCCGUGAGACUGAGAGCCGAAUGAGCCUGGUGUCACGAUUCCCGCUAGACCAGUGGCCCGCGGCCCAGGAGUAUUUCAAGGAAGACGACGACUGUUCAUCUAGCAAGUCAUAGCAGUAUCCCAGCACCAGAGACAUUCGACAUCUACAUAAUCACAGCACGUGUGUGUAUCACAGAACACCUUUCCAACACUCACUGUGAUAGCAAGUCAUAGCAGUAUCCCAACACCAGAGACGUUCUACAUCUACACAAUCAUAACACGUGUGUAUGUGUGUGUGUAUCACAGAACACCUUUCAAUGACUCACUGUGAUAGCAAGUCAUAGCAGUAUCCCAACACCAGAGACGUUCUACAUCUACACAAUCACAGCGUGUGUGUGUGUGUGUGUAUCACAGAACACCUUUCCAAUACUCACUGUGAUAGCAAGUCAUAGCAGUAUCCCAACACCAGAGACGUUCUACAUCUACACAAUCACGUGUGUGUGUCAGUAUCACAGAACGAUGACUAUUCAUCUAGCAAGUCAUAGCAGUAUCCCAACACCAGAGACAUUCGACAUCUACACAAUCACAACACGUGUGUGUGUGUGUGUGUGUGUGUGUGUAUCACAGAACACCUUUCAAUGACUCACUGUGAUAGCAAGUCUUAACAAUAUCCCAACACCAGAGACAUUCUACAUCUACACAGUCACAAUACGUGUGUGUGUGCGUGCGUAUCACAGAGCACCUUUCCAACACUCAAUGUGAUAGCAAGUCUUAACAGUAUCCCAACACCAGAGACGUUCUACAUCUACACAAUUGUAACGUGUGUGUGUGUGUUACAGAACAUCUUUCCAACACUCACUGUGAUAGCAAGUCUUAACAGUAUCCCAACACCAGAGACGUUCUACAUCUACACAAUCACAACGUGUGUGUGUCCGUAUCACAGAACGAUGACUAUUCAUCUAGCAAGUCAUAGCAGUAUCCCAACACCAGAGACGUUCUACAUCUACACAAUCACAGCAUGUGUGUAUGUGUGUGUGUAUCACAGAACACCUUUCAAUGACUCACUGUGAUAGCAAGUCAUAGCAGUACCCCAACACCAGAGACGUUCUACAUCUACACAAUCACAGCAUGUGUGUGUGUGUGCGUAUCACAGAGCACCUUUCAAUGACUCACUGUGAUAGCAAGUCUUAACAGUAUCCCAACACCAGAGACGUUCUACAUCUACACAGUCACAACACGUGUGUGUAUCGCAGAACACUUUCCCAACAAUCACUGUGAUAGCAAGUUUUUUCACAUAACAUUAGACUUUCGUUUUCAAGUAGAGCAACCGUACCCUGCACACCCAUCAGUCCACUUUGAGAGUUCGAAAUACCGCACCCACUUAACAAACCACAUUUCCCCUCCAACACCGAUUGUGUUCACAGUUUUUGUGGCACCUGUUGCCUCUUAGUCAUACCUGCUCAAUGAUCAGUAAAUAUCACCAGUAAAUAAUUUGUCAUCUUUGAAUAAUUAUUAUAUAUUGUUUAAUGUACACAUUUAAAUUAUUUUUAUCAGACAAUGGGAACUAUACAGAUCACAGACAUGACUAAACUACAUUGAAUGUAACUAUAGUCCGUCCCACAAGGAAUACCUUUUUUUUCAAACUAUGGAAUUUACUACAAGUUCUUUAUUUCUGAGCUGAUUGAUUUGUAAAUUGCACACAAAAAUAGUAUUUGUUAUUUCCAAAACACUUUUACUUUUCUUCUUAUGUGAUACCAAACUGAAAUUAUUAAUAAAAAACACUUUUGUAGAAGGAUGGGACGGACUAUAAUAAUGUCUGAAGUUUCCAUGAUGGUAAAAGUAAAAACUUGAUUAGUUAACUAAAUGUUGUUAAACCUACACCGAAUGUUUAAUCCAUGUAUGUGAAAAGAACUGUCGAGCUGAAGUCUCCACAAGCUUGAAAAUGUUCCAAGAUAACUGUGGACAUACUUUAUGAUCAAGAAAUCUGAAGACUAGUCAUUGGAAUACAGGUUAGGACUACAUUCAGUCGUUAACCAAGUUUAACUCUCCAUUUCAGUAUAUUUCGCUCAGUACAGUUUGAUACAAGUUUUAAGGUGAUUCUGACAAACAGAGCUUUAAUGACAAAAUAUUGUAUAUUAAUUUUUUUGUCAUUAAAGAAUGCUAGUAAGACUUUCUGCCAGAAAAUAAUCAGAGGAUACCUAAUAAAAACAAAACAAAUUAUAAGUGCCCCUAUUAGUUGGUUAUAGGUUUGAAAUCUUUUGAAAAUGAACACUGCAUUUCAUGUAUUGUGACAACUAAUAAACAGCAGUUUUCUUACAACAGCCUUUCUAAAAAUUAAAAAAAAUUAUUCAUUGGUUUACAAGAUUUUAAGGUUUGUAAUUUUACCCUUCGUACCCUCUGGCAGAACCUGUGCUAAUGUCUGAAUAUUCAGUAUUUCCGACUACCCUAGUGUUUGUAGUAACUCCAACUUUGUUUUGUGUCCUCUAUAUACAUCUGUUUGACCUACCUACUACAAACAUUACAACAACCAAAAACACAUUGAAUGUACAGACUGAUAUUCUGGACAACAAAAUGUAUUUGAUGUGUAAUAGUAGAUGUUCAAAAGCCUAUUUUUGUCGUUAUGGAAGUUAUCAAUUGUCUACAAACACUAGUUAUGUUUUCAGUCCUGUACAGGUCCAGACAGAGCAGACUGGAGGCGACGAUAGAUUCCAUCUGCUUCAUUCUGUCUGUCCCACUUAUAGUUUCCAGACUUUACUUUUACAAUGCCUCGAGAUAUUGAGCAGAAUUUUGGGUAUAGCUCUAUCAUGUACUGUCAAAGAAAUUUUUCUUUCAUGGUGAUUUACACAUUUUUGACAGAGUUAUCGGCGCUUAUUGCCCUUGAAUUUAGGAGAUACAAAAAUGAGUUUUCUGGACAGUUUUUUUUUUUUAGGAAUGCCUCAAGAUAAUGAGCUGAAAUGUUGAAACCGUAGUUUUAUCAUGUAUUGUUACAGAUCAGUUUUGACUGAAUUAUUGCCCAUAAAUUCUGGAGAUACGGAAAUUAGUUGUUUGUGGUUGUUUUUUUCUUGUUUUUUUUCCAGUAUGUCUCAAGAUAUUGAGUUGAAAUUGUUGUGUAUAGGUCAGGUCAGGUCAGGUCAGGUCAGAGUGUUUAACGUGUACAU